UUAUUCUUAUAAUUAUCAAAUUAACAAAAAGGAAAACGAAAGCGAAGUUACGAAGGGGUGAAAUUGAGAACAAAACAAAGAUGAUGAGCGCCACCAGUCCACCCUCCAAUUAUCCACCAUUCUCAUUCUGUCACCCUUCAUAGUUUCUCUGCCUACAUCACGGAACGCCUACCCAGUAAAUCUAGCAUAGUUUUUUAGAAAUUACAGUCAAAUCCUACCUGCUCUAUUUUCGGAAAAUUAGUUUAAUCAAUUUUGAUUCUUUUAAAUACACUUGCUCAGCAGCCCCCAAAUCCCCUGUUAUUCAGAGAAAAAACAAAUCUUCCCCUUUUGCAUCUUUGUUGAUGCUCAUUGAAGCUGCCCAAUAGAGUGAAAGAUGGUUGCUUUUGGGAAGAAGCUGAAGGAUAGACAGAUUGAAGAAUGGAAUGGAUAUUACAUCAAUUACAAACUCAUGAAGAAAAAGGUGAAACAAUAUGCUCGCCAGAUUGAGGCAGGAGGUGUAGAACGCAGAUAUGUCCUCAAAGACUUUUCAAGAAUGCUCGAUAACCAGAUUGAGAAGAUUGUUCUUUUUCUACUUGAGCAACAAGGGCUGCUUGCAAGCAGAUUAGAGGAGCUUGGGUUACAACAAGAUGCUCUUCAAGAGGAACCAGAUUUUAUUAAUGCAGUUGGGUUGCGUAAAAUUCUCAAGAAAUUUGAUAAACGUUUCGGUUAUAGAUUUACUGAUUACUAUGUAAAAACUCGGGCAAAUCAUCCUUAUUCUCAACUUCAGCAAGUCUUUAAGCAUGUGGGUUUAGGUGCAGUGGUAGGUGCCAUUUCUAGAAAUCUUGCAGAGCUUCAAGAUCGUCAAGGGAGCUAUCUAUCAAUUUAUGAUCAACCCGCUCUUCCUCUCCAGGAACCAAUAAUCGACACCAUAAUAGCAGCAGUGGACAGAUUAAGCUACUCAACAAAUUUCCUGACCUUUUUAGGGCAACAUGCUCUGAUCAUGCAAGAGGAAUUACCAACACCUUUGGAAGAACACAUCGAUGAUGAAAGAUACCAUUUCAUGUCACUUAUGUUGAACCUAGUCAACACCUUUCUUUACAUGGUCAACACUUAUAUCAUUGUUCCAACAGCAGAUGACUAUUCAAUGAGCCUAGGAGCUGCUGCAACAGUUUGUGGGAUUGUGAUUGGUGCCAUGGCUGUUGCACAGUUGUUUUCUUCUGUUUAUUUCAGUGCUUGGUCAAACAGAUCUUAUUUCAGACCAUUGAUCUUUAGCAGCAUUGUUCUUUUCAUGGGUAAUGUCAUGUAUGCAAUGGCUUAUGAUAUGAACUCCAUUACAGUGCUUUUACUUGGUCGUGUGUUUUGCGGGCUUGGUUCAGCUAGAGCUGUGAACAGAAGGUAUAUCAGUGAUUGUGUGCCUUUAAAGAUCCGGAUGCAGGCUUCUGCAGGUUUUGUUAGUGCAAGUGCUCUUGGAAUGGCUUGUGGGCCCGCACUUGCUGAGAACCUGGUCAACCAAGGGAUGAGAAUCAUGCACCCGAAUCUACCACGGCUCCCACGAAUAGCGAUUGAAGAAACUACAGAAGAUUCACGUGCACCCAUUAAUUCUAUAGGAGCAGCCUACAGAUUGCUCACGCCUUCGGUCAAGGUUCAACUUUUGAUUUAUUUCAUGUUGAAAUACGCGAUGGAGAUAUUGCUUUCAGAAUCUAGUGUUGUUACCACAUAUUACUUCGGUUGGACUACUGGAAAAGUUGCAAUCUUUCUUGCGUGUCUCGGUUUGACUGUUCUUCCUGUCAAUAUGAUUGUUGGAAGCUACAUCAGCAACAUGUUUGAAGACAGACAAAUUUUACUGGCAUCUGAAAUCAUGGUCUGUUUCGGUAUUCUCAUGAGCUUUCAUGUCAUCCUUCCGUACUCCGUCCCACAAUAUGUUGUUUCGGGACUCAUCAUGUUUGUCUCAGCCGAAGUGUUAGAAGGUGUGAAUUUGGCGCUUCUGUCACGGGUGAUGUCAUCAAGGCUGUCACGUGGGACAUUCAAUGGGGGGCUGCUAUCAACGGAAGCAGGAACGAUUGCUCGGGUGAUUGCAGAUGGCACAAUCACACUUGCAGGGUAUUUAGGGGAAAGCAAACUUUUGAAUGUCACAUUGUUGCCUUCACUUGUGAUUUGCAUAAUGUCGAUUGUUGCCACUUGUUUCACGUACAACUCUUUGUACUGAUUGAUUAAUAAUGAUGAUGAAGAUUGGAGUAUUUUGUUUGGUGUGUAUGAUAUUCGAUAGGUGAUUAUUUUUGGACGUUGCAUUGGUGUACAUUCUUAUGAGGCAUGUUUCAGUUUAUUAUUUGAUCAUGUGAUUUUUGGAGAAUUUUUUGUUUUGGUUG
Molecule: messenger RNA, 2345 nt
Organism: Lactuca saligna
Lineage: Eukaryota; Viridiplantae; Streptophyta; Magnoliopsida; Asterales; Asteraceae
Source: the annotation of a GenBank genome assembly